CCAAAUGUCAAAUCUUCUGUCCCUCCCUCCCUCUGCUUAUAUUUCAAGCAGUCUCUCUGUCUCAUAACGUAACAUAAUAUAAUAUUUAUAUUUUUCGCCUUUUCCUGCUCGCUUUCUCUAAGCUCUCUGUAUAGUCGUCCAUGAUAACAUAUUAACCAUCACUUCCCCCGCUCUCUCUAUCUCUAGAAUUUUCGAUUUCUUUAUUUUUCUCUCUCUUUUAGGGUUUGGUUUUGUUGCUGUUACAGUGUUAGGGUUUUCUAAAGCUUCAGUGUCUCUGUUUUUUUCGUUUUAAUGGCGUCUUUGGCUAUGGCUGCUGAGAAACUUAGAGAUUUAAGCCAGCCGAUUGAUGUUCCUUUACUCGAUGCCACUGUUGCUGCGUUUUAUGGCACCGGAUCUAAGGAAGAGAGGGCUGCUGCAGACAGGAUAUUGCAGAAUUUACAAAGCAAUCCAGAUAUGUGGCUCCAAGUUGUCCACAUUUUACAAAAUACAAAGAACCUGAACACCAAAUUCUUUGCUUUGCAGGUCCUUGAAGGUGUUAUAAAGUAUAGAUGGAAUGCCUUGCCUGUUGAGCAACGGGAUGGAAUGAAGAAUUAUAUUUCUGAAGUCAUUGUACAGCUAUCCAGCAAUGAGGCUUCUUUUCGAUUGGAAAGGCUAUAUGUCAACAAGCUCAAUGUAAUUUUGGUUCAGAUAUUGAAACAUGAGUGGCCAGCUAGAUGGAGAAGCUUUGUUCCUGAUCUUGUUGCUGCUGCAAAAACUAGUGAAACGAUUUGUGAGAAUUGCAUGUUUAUAUUGAAACUUCUAAGUGAAGAAGUUUUUGAUUUCUCUCGUGGGGAAAUGACUCAACAGAAGAUCAAAGAGCUUAAACAAUCACUUAACAGUGAAUUUCAACUCAUCCAUGAGUUAUGCUUAUAUGUACUAUCAGCCUCUCAAAGAACUGAGCUUAUUCGGGCAACAUUGUCUACCUUGCAUGCAUUUCUUUCCUGGAUUCCAUUAGGCUAUAUUUUUGAAUCUCCUCUGCUGGAAACACUCCUGAAGUUUUUCCCUGUGCCAUCAUAUCGAAAUCUUACCCUCCAGUGUUUGACAGAGGUUGCAGCUCUGAAUUUUGGAGACUUCUACAAUGUGCAGUAUGUUAAGAUGUAUAAUUUCUUCAUGGUCCAAUUACAGACCAUUCUUCCUCCAACAACAAACAUUCCAGAAGCUUAUUCUCACGGUUCUAGCGAGGAACAGGCAUUUAUUCAGAAUUUGGCAUUGUUUUUCUCUUCAUUUUACAAGUUUCACAUUCGAGUGCUGGAGGCUUCACCAGAGAACAUAUCUGCAUUGUUGGCAGGUCUUGAAUAUCUUAUUAAUAUCUCAUAUGUUGAUGACACAGAGGUUUUUAAGGUUUGCUUGGACUAUUGGAACUCAUUGGUUUUGGAGCUCUUUGAGGCGCAUCAUAAUUUGGAUAAUCCUGCUGUAACUGCAAACGUAAUGGGAUUGCAGAUGCCUUCGCUUCAUGGUAUGAUUGAUGGCAUAGGGUCACAAAUUUUGCAGCGGAGGCAGCUUUAUGCUAAUCCUAUGUCAAAGUUGAGAAUGCUCAUGGUUUGCCGUAUGGCUAAACCUGAAGAGGUUCUCAUAGUUGAGGAUGAGAAUGGCAACAUUGUUCGGGAGACUAUGAAGGACAAUGAUGUUCUUGUUCAAUACAAGAUCAUGAGAGAAACCUUGAUCUACUUGUCUCAUCUUGAUCACGAGGACACUGAAAAGCAGAUGCUGAAGAAAUUAAGUAAACAAUUGAGUGGUGAGGAUUGGAGUUGGAACAAUCUAAACACUCUAUGUUGGGCUAUAGGAUCUAUUUCUGGUUCUAUGAUGGAAGAACAGGAAAACCGAUUCCUUGUGAUGGUCAUUCGUGAUUUAUUAAAUUUGUGUGAAAUCACAAAGGGAAAAGAUAACAAAGCUGUAAUUGCUAGUAACAUCAUGUAUGUUGUUGGGCAGUAUCCGCGAUUUCUUAGAGCCCAUUGGAAGUUUUUAAAAACUGUUGUCAAUAAGUUGUUUGAGUUCAUGCAUGAAACACAUCCUGGAGUUCAGGAUAUGGCCUGCGACACGUUCUUGAAAAUUGUCCAGAAAUGCAAACGGAAAUUUGUCAUCGUCCAGGUUGGAGAAAGUGAACCAUUUGUGUCUGAACUUCUGUCAGGCCUACCAGCAACUGUUACUGAUCUUGAGCCUCAUCAGAUCCAUACAUUUUAUGAAUCUGUAGGGCAUAUGAUUCAAGCUGAACCUGAUCCACAGAAGAGAGAUGAAUACCUGCAGAGAUUGAUGGAUCUUCCGAACCAAAAAUGGGCUGAAAUCAUUGGGCAGGCACGCCAGAGUGUUGAUUUUCUGAAAGAUCAAGAAGUGAUCAGGGCAGUUCUCAACAUAUUGCAAACAAAUACAAGUGUUGCUAGUUCUCUUGGAACAUAUUUCUUGUCCCAAAUCUCUUUGAUCUUUCUGGACAUGCUUAAUGUGUAUAGAAUGUACAGUGAGCUUAUAUCAAGUAGCAUUGCUGAAGGAGGGCCUUAUGCAUCUAAAACAUCCUAUGUGAAGCUUUUACGAUCGGUUAAGAGAGAGACACUUAAACUCAUUGAGGCCUUUUUGGACAAGGCUGAAGACCAGCCGCAGAUUGGCAAGCAAUUUGUGCCCCCAAUGAUGGAUCCUGUUCUCGGUGACUAUGCAAGGAAUUUGCCUGAUGCAAGAGAAUCAGAAGUUCUUUCACUUUUUGCAACAAUUAUAAACAAGUACAAAUCUGCAAUGAUAGAUGAUGUGCCCCGGAUAUUUGAAGCAGUUUUCCAGUGCACACUUGAGAUGAUAACUAAAAACUUUGAAGAUUACCCUGAGCAUCGCCUCAAGUUCUUUUCAUUACUGCGGGCCAUUGCAACACAUUGUUUUCCUGCUUUGAUUCUGUUGUCGAGUCAGCAACUGAAGCUUGUAAUGGAUUCAAUCAUAUGGGCAUGUCGGCAUACAGAAAGGAAUAUUGCUGAAACUGGUCUUAACCUUCAAUUGGAGAUGCUGAAGAACUUUCAGGCUUCUGAAUUCUGUAACCAGUUCUAUCGUACGUACUUUCUCACAAUUGAGCAGGAAAUAUUUGCAGUCUUGACAGAUACAUUUCACAAACCUGGCUUCAAGUUGCAUGUCUUAGUGUUACAGCACUUGUUUUGUCUGGUUGAAAGUGGCGCUCUGACCGAGCCAUUAUGGGAUGCUGCAACAGUACCUUAUCCAUACCCUAACAAUGCAAUUUUUGUUCGUGAAUUCACCAUUAAACUUUUGGGGACAUCUUUUCCCAACAUGACUGCUUCGGAGGUCACUCAAUUUGUUAAUGGGCUAUUUGAGUCAAGAACUGACCUCUCUGUAUUUAAGAAUCACAUCAGAGACUUUCUUGUCCAAUCAAAAGAAUUUUCAGCUCAGGACAACAAAGAUCUUUAUGCAGAAGAAGCUGCUGCUCAGAGAGAAAGAGAGAGACAGAGAAUGCUUUCUAUUCCAGGGCUUAUUGCUCCUAAUGAAAUCCAAGAUGAGAUGUUGGACUCAUAGAAGGCUAUUUUUAGCGUGGAAGAUAAUUUGGUGAGAUUUUAAACUAGGAGUUGCCAUUGCUGUCUUGAUUCAAAUACUUAGAAUGUCAAUGGGAUUUAUAGAUGCAGAGCAUUCUUUGGACUCCCAGUGUCUGAAAUUUUCCUUGGGUGUUGAAGCUGGUAGAUAACAAAGUGUGCUUGGGCAAAGAAGGAUUGGCAGCUAGCAAUAGUGUCUGCAUAUCCAUUUGGCUGAGUGUAGGGUAAUUAGGUGCUAAUGUAGGAAUGGAUAUAUAGGGAGUCAUUGUACGGUUUUUGUGGAUCCUGCUUGAGCGUUGUAUUCGAUCAUGAUGGUUGGGAUCAAACUGUUUAAAAUGACUCGUUUUGGAUUUGAUUGAUUUUUCAUAGGUGUAACCGCAUACUAAUGCUGGGCGGGUUGUGCAGAAAGUUCAAGUUCCUUUCUACGAUGCCGUUUUCUAAUGUUGUGGUUAGGGGCAUACUUUUUAUUUUUCCUCCCAUCGUAAAAAUGUACCUUGAAUGUGUUUUAAUAUAUGAGGUUUUUUUUUCUA
Manihot esculenta (cassava) is the source of this 4081-nucleotide messenger RNA. RefSeq names its product protein EXPORTIN 1A. Bases 292 to 3537 code for a protein of 1081 amino acids. The transcript has 32 exons. Gene Ontology annotation, molecular function: small GTPase binding; nuclear export signal receptor activity. Gene Ontology annotation, cellular component: nucleus; cytoplasm. Gene Ontology annotation, biological process: ribosomal small subunit export from nucleus; protein export from nucleus; ribosomal large subunit export from nucleus. Lineage: Eukaryota; Viridiplantae; Streptophyta; Magnoliopsida; Malpighiales; Euphorbiaceae. The record is from RefSeq and is a predicted model, not a curated record.